This is a messenger RNA of Rhipicephalus sanguineus (brown dog tick), 526 nucleotides long. RefSeq names its product trithorax group protein osa-like. NCBI's taxonomy places the organism in Eukaryota, Metazoa, Arthropoda, Arachnida, Ixodida, Ixodidae. The transcript has 2 exons. The coding region runs from base 163 to 468 and encodes 101 amino acids. The record is from RefSeq and is a predicted model, not a curated record. Gene Ontology annotation, molecular function: ice binding.
GUUAAUUCUAGCGCAUUCCACGACAGCGACGGAUGUUUGAUGGGUUGGUGUGGUUUGUUGAGCGUGCCGCGUGAGCCGGUACUCGGCCGCCAUGGAAAAGUUCUCUUAUCUCAAUAUUAAGGGAGUGUUGCGAGGACAUAGCGACAUCCCCUUGGACGUGCAAUGGCUGCACGCAAGCUGUUGACGCAGGAUUACACGACGCUUUCGCGCCAUUUCUGUCUAGCUGGUGCGCACACUGCGGACACAACCCGGCGCAUCAUACCUGCCUGGGUGACAAAACCUUCUGACACAAGAGCCAGGCGCAAUUUUAUCGAGCAACUGGCCAGGAGCUCACACCUUGCAGGGUCUCCAGCAGCAGCAGCAGCAGCAGCAGCAGCAGCAGCAGCAGCAGCAGCAGCAGCAGCAGCAGCAGCAGCAGCAGCAGCAGCAGCAGCAACACCGGCCGUGGUGUUGUUUACAAUGCCGUAACUGAGCAUACGAUCUUUCUUUGUGUUUUUUAUUCAUUUUCUUUUUCUGUGUGUGUGUU